Messenger RNA from Chlamydomonas reinhardtii, 912 nucleotides. RefSeq lists its product as uncharacterized. The transcript has a single exon. The record is from RefSeq and is a predicted model, not a curated record. The coding region runs from base 314 to 631 and encodes 105 amino acids. Gene Ontology annotation, molecular function: ice binding. NCBI's taxonomy places the organism in Eukaryota, Viridiplantae, Chlorophyta, Chlorophyceae, Chlamydomonadales, Chlamydomonadaceae.
GUAGCCAGACAUCCUUGGGCACACAUGCACUUCACAACCCUGCUCUUGUUUGUACUAGAAGUUCAGUGGCGCACAUGCGAUUCGGCACACGCGCUUUGGGGGUUGAACCCCAGGAGCCAAGCGACGUCAGGCGCGAGAAACUCCUCAGGAGACUAGCAGCGAGUCAGAGAUCAGACGGGCUCAGGUGCCGUCCGGUUGAAUGUUACACCGCAGGGCCGUGACGCCAACUCUGCGACGAACAUGCGGCACGCGCUGAUGAAGGUGCUGCUUGGUAGAGCGCGGCCUGCGGCCCUGCGCCGCGGCGGCAGCGGCGAUGGUGGUCGUGGAGGGCCUGGCCCCACCAGCAGCAGCAGCAGCAGCAGCAGCAGCAGCAGCAGCAGCAGCAGCAGCAGCAGCAGCAGCAGCAGCAGCAGCAGCAGCAGCAGCAGCAGCAGCAGCAGCAGCAGCAGCGGCGGCGGCAGCAGCAGCAGGAUCUGCAGCGGCACAGGGCCUGGCGGCAGCGGCACAAGGCCCAGCAGUUGCGGUGUGCAUGUGCGUAGCGGAGGGGGCGAGCAAGGCCACGUGGAGGUGGAGAGCGCGGCGUCGCCCAAGAAGCGGCGCGGAGCGCAGGUUGAGGCCGGCCGGUGCCUAGUUCGGGUCUUUGCUGGCGAGCAUAGCACCGCACAGUAUGUGGCAGGCCGCAGCAAUGAGGAGUGUUGCGGGCUAGAGUGCUAGACCUGGUGGUUGCAGUCGCGGUGGGGUUGGGCACGGCAGCGGCUGUAGUGCAGGACUCAGCGGCCCACCGGGGCAUUCUGCAUGCAUAGGGCACCGGCUACACAGCCGCUGUGUUGUCAUACCUAUAACACGUCUCUGCUAUCUGGUAUGCCCCAAACUGUACAAGCGUGGUGGUGCUGGUUCAUCGACAUUUAAACC